AAUGUAUUUCAAUUCCAUUAAUUUAUUGUGUUCAAAUGCCUCACCUCGUUUAGACAACGGCGGUGGUUACGUGCGCGUAGACCUUGAUGGAGUUUAAAAAAAUUAACAAAAUUGACUAACGCCAUUAUUUCCCCACGCUUCAUUAAACUAAUAAAAAUCAUUAUUUCUGGAAUUACAACUGUUUUGUAGUAUUCCCGCUAUGUAUGUUAUUUUACAUGUGAACUUGUCGGGUUACGUACGGAAUGUGCUCUAAAGGUCUGCGUCAAUUAGUUAAUUAAAUUUGUGGUGCCCAGCCAUGAGCCCUAGUAAAAAAUCGCCGCUCAGAAUCGAAUGGUUGGAAAGGAAAAGCAAUUCCGAACGUCAUUUGAUCCUAUUGACGGCCAUAGUAUGUGUGGUGGCCGUGGCUUUGGCUAUAGCGCUUGGGGUGGUUGUCUGCAAAAUGAAAAGCGAUGCAGAUGACGUAUGUUUAACACCGGGCUGCAUCGCGGCGGCAGCAACAGCGAUGUCCUACAUGGACACCACUCAAGACCCAUGCGACGACUUCUACGAGUUCGCCUGUGGACAUUUCAUCAAAGAAACUAUAAUACCGGCGGACAAGUUCUCCGUUAGCACAUUCUCGCAACUAAGCGAAGUGGUCAGAAGUCAAUUGCAAUUGAUCAUUACAUCGGAAGUUGAAGCAAAUGCCUCGAGACCGUUCAAACUGCUAAAGAAAUUCUACGAUAUAUGCAUGAACACCACUGCAAUAGAGCAAGACGGUCUGAAAACGAUCAAAAGAGCUUUGAAAGAUUUAGGAGGCUGGCCAGUGUUGGAAGGGCCACUUUGGAAUGAAGGUGCGUUUGAUUGGAAGCUGUCCACGUAUAAAUUUAGGAAGUUUGGUUUUAGCACCAGUGCGUUUCUUUCGUUCUACGUCACAAGCGACGACAAAAAUUCGUCAAAGAAUGCUAUUACUAUUGAUGAAGCGAGCUUGGGUUUAAGUAGGGAGUAUCUCGUCAAAGGUUUGGAAGACAAAAUAGUGAAAGCGUACUAUGAGGUAUUGGUGGACAUCGCCGUAAUAUUCGGCGCGGAUAGGGCGUCAGCUGUUCGAGAAAUAAAGGAAGUGGUAGAAUUUCAAAUAAAAUUGGCAAAUAUCUGCCUUCCUCGAGAAAAACGUAGAAAUGCAACUGCACUCUACAAUAUCAUGACAGUAGAAGAACUGCAGCAUGAUUUCCCCUUUCUGAACUGGAUGGAGUACCUUCAAAACGUCUUUGACGUCCCAGGAAUUGAAAUUCCAUACGAUGAACCCAUUAUUGUAACCGUUCCUAAAUACUUUCCUGAGUUAGAAAAUUUACUUGGCAAAACUCCCAAACGAGUUCUGUCAAAUUACAUGAUGUCGAAAAUUGUACUUCCUUCAACCCACUUCUUGACGGCCCAAUUAAGAGAUCGCAUGACUGAAUACCAUAAAGUGCUUAGCGGGCAGUUAGAAAGGCCGCAAAGAUGGAAGGAAUGUACUGCUUUUGCAUCUGGAAGCGUUUAUUUAAUAUCUUCAGCUUUGUACGUUAAAAAAUACUUCGCGGAAAAGUCUAAGAUGCACGCGGAGGAAAUGGUGUCCGACAUUUUAGUCGAGUUUAAGAAGAUCUUAAAAAGCGUAGAUUGGAUGGAUGAUGUUACGCGGGAGAAUGCUCUGGCUAAAGCAGACUCAAUUACUACUCACAUUGGAUAUCCUGACGAGCUACUCGAUACCAAGAAAAUAGACAAGUUUUAUAUGAUGUUAGACGACUCCUCUGAUAACUAUCUGCUGACAGGAAAAGCGAUAGGACUCUUCUUUCUGGAAUACCGUUUGAAACAGUUAAGAGAGCCUGUCAAUAAGACUCUUUGGAUUGAUCACGCGAGAGCAGCAGUGGUCAACGCAUUUUACUCGGCUAGCGAAAAUAGUAUCCAAUUUCCCGCUGGUAUCUUACAGGGUAUUUUCUUCAGCGAUAGUCGACCGAACUAUUUAAAUUACGGAGGGAUAGGUUAUGUAAUCGGUCACGAAAUUACGCAUGGUUUCGACGAUGAGGGUCGUCAGUACGACAAGGACGGAAAUCUGAAUGGCUGGUGGGGUGCAUCGACGCAAGAGGCGUUUCUGAAGAAGGCCCAGUGCAUUAUUGAUCAAUAUGCUAAUUAUUCCGUGCUAGAUCAAAACUUAAACGGGGUGAAUACACAAGGGGAAAAUAUAGCAGAUUGCGGAGGGGUGAUUGAGGCAUACUUGGCAUACAUGAGUUGGGUCGAGCGUAAUGGUCCCGAGAAGAAACUCCCCGGGUUGCCGUACACUCCUAAUCAGAUGUUUUGGGUGUCGGCAGCACACUCGUGGUGUUCCGUAGAAACAAAGGAAUUCCUUAAAAUGCAGGUAACUACAGGUGUACAUUCACCUGACAGGAUCAGAGUGCUUAUUCCCUUUAAAAACUCUGAAUAUUUUGCUAAAGAUUUUAAUUGUCCCUUGGGAUCCAAUAUGAAUCCUGCUCAUAAAUGUAAGGUAUGGUAAAUAAUACAUUUUUGAUACUAAA
Photinus pyralis (common eastern firefly) is the source of this 2522-nucleotide messenger RNA. Its product is annotated as neprilysin-2-like. Gene Ontology annotation, cellular component: plasma membrane. Lineage: Eukaryota; Metazoa; Arthropoda; Insecta; Coleoptera; Lampyridae. Gene Ontology annotation, molecular function: metalloendopeptidase activity. The coding region runs from base 296 to 2500 and encodes 734 amino acids. The record is from RefSeq and is a predicted model, not a curated record. The transcript is spliced from 10 exons. Gene Ontology annotation, biological process: protein processing.